AUGUCCAUCGCAAGAGCAGUCGUUAAGGCCUUCAAGGCGAUCGAGAAGUCCGAGGGCGCCGGCGCAAAGGUUCGCCGUUCUAUCGGCGUGCCGCAGCUAAGGAACUUCAGCCCGUUCCUUAUGCUGGAUCACUUCUCGGUGGGAAUUGGCGCUGGCUUUCCCGACCAUCCUCACAGAGGCCAAGAGACGAUAACCUACCUCCUGCACGGCUCGGUGGACCACGAAGACUUCGCGGGCAACAAGGGCACGAUCUAUGCUGGCGACCUACAAUUCAUGACCGCGGGGCGGGGCAUCGUGCACGCGGAGAUGCCAGGCAAGAACGACGACGGCUCGCCCAACGUCGGGCUACAGCUGUGGGUGGACCUGCCGAAGAACCUCAAAUACUGCGAGCCGCGGUACCGCGACCUGCGGGGCAGCGAGAUCCCCACCACCACUACCGACGACGCCCGCGUCACUAUCAAGAUCAUCAGCGGGAACUCGCACGGCGUCGACUCCGUCAAGGACCUGGCGUACACCCCCGUGUGGCUCCUCGAUGUCACCAUGCAGCCGGGUGGAAAACUUAGCCAGCCCCUGCCUAAGGGGUGGAAUACCUUCGUCUAUGUCCUGAAGGGAAGUGAUAUUGUCUUUGGUGAGAAGACGAAGGUCGGGCAGUACUACAAUGUCGUCUUCGACCAGAAUGGCGAUGGCAUCGACGUUUUGCUGCCUGAUAAUGCCACCGAGGAGGCCAGGUUUGUGAUCGUUGCCGGCCAGCCCCACGACCACAAGGUAGUCCAGUACGGCCCGUUCGUAGUCACGUCGGAAGAGGAGGUGUACGAGGCGAUGCGGGACUACCAGUCGAACUCGAACGGCUUUGAGCGUGCCAGGAAUUGGCAGUCCGAGAUUGGAAAGGCCAUGCUGGGGGCUUAG
Messenger RNA from Tricharina praecox, 906 nucleotides. Its product is annotated as RmlC-like cupin domain-containing protein. Bases 1 to 906 code for a protein of 301 amino acids. The transcript has 3 exons. The record is from RefSeq and is a predicted model, not a curated record. NCBI's taxonomy places the organism in Eukaryota, Fungi, Ascomycota, Pezizomycetes, Pezizales, Pyronemataceae.